GCUAUUUCUGGCAUUUCCAUCUACUCUAUUCCUGCCCCUCCCCCCGGAUGUUGGUGUCACCAUGGCAACGAGCACGCGCUACCCAAGGCUCAAUUCUCUAGCGGUUACCGACCUCGACCGCCUCACUCUCCGCAAACCUGCGACUCCACGGCGCACGCUACCCACUCGGCCUCGGAGCCAUCUCCCUGGACCCCAGGGCAAGGAGCCGAGGGGCAGCAUGGCCAAGGCGGCAGCUUCUUCGCCGCUGGAAGACUUGGACCUGAGCGGAGAGGAGGUCCAGCGGCUCACCUCCGCCUUCCAGGACCCGGAGUUCCGGCGAAUGUUCUCCCAAUACGCCGAGGAGCUAACAGACCCCGAGAACCGGCGGCGCUACGAGGAGGAGAUCACGGCGCUGGAGCGUGAGCGCGGAGUGGAGGUGCGGUUCGUGCACCCGGAGGCGGGCCACGUUUUGCGCACAAGCCUGGACGGGACCCAGCGCUGCUUCGUGAACGUGUGCAGCAACGCGCUGGUGGGCGCGCCCAGCAGCCGGCCCGGCUCCGAAGGCGCAGCACCCGGCAGCCAGUGGUCUCUGCCGUACAGCCUGGCGCCCGGCCGCGAGUACGCGGGGGGCCGCGGCACCCGCUACACUGUCUACGAUGUGGUCUUCCACCCAGACGCGCUCGCGAUGGCCCGGCGCCAUCAGCGCUUCCGCCAGAUGCUAGACGCCACGGCCCUGGAGGCUGUGGAGCAGCAGUUCGGCGUGAAGCUGGACCGCAGGAAUGCCAAGACCCUGAAGAUCAAGUACAAGGGGACCCCGGAGGCCGCCGUGCUGCGCACGCCCCUACCCGGGGGCGCCCUGGCCCCGCCCGAGGGGGAGCCGGAGAGCCCUCUACUCGAUUUUCCCUACCCCUACCGGCGCCCCGCGGCCUCCGGGAACGCUGCGGUCCCCCCGCCCCAGGCGCCCUCCUCUCCGGAGGCGGUCCGGCAGCCCGCCCCUACUGAGCCUCGCUACAGCGUGGUGCAGCGCCACCACGUGGAUCUCCAGGAUUACCGCUGCUCUCGGGACUCAGCCCCCAGCACCGUGCCCCACGAGCUGGUGGUCACCAUCGAGCUGCCGCUGCUGCGCUCGGCCGAACAGGCGGCGCUGGAGGUGACGGAAAAGCUGCUGUGCCUCGACUCGAGGAAACCCGACUACCGGCUGCGGCUUUCGCUCCCGUACCCGGUGGAUGACAGCCGAGGCAAGGCGCAGUUCAACAAGGCCCGGCGGCAGCUGGUGGUCACGCUGCCCGUGGCGCUGUCCGCCACACGCCCGGAGCCGGCCGCGACCGCUGAAGAGGCCGCCCACCCGCCCGGAAGUGACGGCACGGCCUGCGCUUCCGCUCGCCUGGGGGAGGCGGGACCCCCGGGGUUUCGUGCCGGGGACAGAGGCUCGGAUCCCAGCCGAGCCGGGGCUGCAGACGCCGGGAUCACCACCCGGGACGCCGCCGGGGAGGGAAUCGUCUCAGAACCGGAGGAGCGGGAUUUCGGCCGGAAAGCGAGAUCAACAACGGGCAUCGGGGAGGAGCCGCCUCCCGGAGCCAAAAGCUCACCUGGGGACGGUGGCGGAGGCUCUCCUUGUACUUCUUCCGGGGACCUUGACACGGCGUCUUCCGCAGCAAGCGAGAGUGCGUGCGGAGCUGUCAGCGUUGAGGCGCCCGUGGCCCGGGAAGCUGAUCGAGCCAUGGGUGGUCGCGGGACCGACCUCGGGGAAACUUUGUGUCCGCCUUUGCAGUGUAAUCAGGAUGAGGAAUCCCUGACUCUGCUAAUACAAGUGCCUUGGAUCCAGCCGCAAAGUCUUCAAGGGGAAGUGACCUCCCUCUGGUACAAAUUGUGCUUCUCCACCCAAGACUUAGUCUAUUAUUCCUUCUUUUUGCAGUUUGCUCCAGAGAAUAAAUUGAGUACCAAAGAACCAGUGGUUAGCAUUUCCUCAAACAAUGCAGUGAUAGAACUGGCCAAAUCUCCAGAGUGCCAUGGACAUUGGAGAGAGUGGUAUUAUGGUUUAAACAACGAUUCUCUGGAGGAAAGGUUAUUUGUUAAUGAAGAAAAUGUUAAUGAGUUUCUUGAAGAGGUCCAGAGCUCUUCAUCCAAACAGACAAUGCCCCUAACGCCACCAUUGAUUGAAGUUCUUCAGAUUACUGAUAGUAAGAUUGAAAUACAUGCAAAGUUGCAAAAAUGUAGUACCUCUGAGCAGCUUCAUGAAAAGGAAGAAAGAGUCAGUGAAGGUCAUCUAACUGGAAAAGAAAAUCUAGAACAUCCUACUACCUCAACAACCGAUUGGGAGUCAUCUGGAGCAGCUGAAGUACCAGACGCAGCCAGGAGUGGUUCAGCUGCACGCUUGCAACAAGGGGCUCCUGAUGUGCCUCAGAAGCUGCCUGCAGAGUCUCAGCAGCCUGAGUCAAAUAUGGAACCGGAAUUUGUAAAAGAAAGAAGUGCUGUUCAUGCAAAUGAAGAAAAAAAUAAUUUAAAAGAACCAGUAAUAACUGAAGAGAAAGAGUUAGAUGGAGAUCACUUAUCUUCAUUACUGAACAAAACUGCAGUUCACAAUACACCUGGUUUUGACAACAUAAAGGAAACCAAUAUGCAGGAUGGUAGUGUGCAGAUUAUCAAGGACCAUGUGACUCAUUGUUCAUUCAGUUUUCAGAAUUCUUUGCUUUAUGAUUUGGAUUAAUUCUAUACAAUUUUAGAAUUUAGAGGCCGAGUAAAAAUUUUGGGACUUAAAAUAGAUUCUGUUUACUAUCUUAAGACCAAAGGUAUUCAAUAAAAGUAUAAAAUUAAAGGUAUCAAAUUA
Molecule: messenger RNA, 2806 nt
Organism: Camelus dromedarius (Arabian camel)
Lineage: Eukaryota; Metazoa; Chordata; Mammalia; Artiodactyla; Camelidae
Gene: DNAAF2
Product: dynein axonemal assembly factor 2
Exons: 3
Coding region: 62-2686 (874 amino acids)
Biological process (GO): axonemal dynein complex assembly; epithelial cilium movement involved in extracellular fluid movement; cilium-dependent cell motility
Cellular component (GO): cytoplasm
Source: RefSeq, a predicted model, not a curated record